Molecule: messenger RNA, 6158 nt
Organism: Gloeophyllum trabeum ATCC 11539
Lineage: Eukaryota; Fungi; Basidiomycota; Agaricomycetes; Gloeophyllales; Gloeophyllaceae
Product: kinesin-domain-containing protein
Exons: 9
Coding region: 115-5853 (1912 amino acids)
Biological process (GO): mitotic spindle organization; microtubule-based movement
Molecular function (GO): microtubule motor activity; ATP binding; microtubule binding
Source: RefSeq, a predicted model, not a curated record
GGGAAAUUGGACGGAAACACGAGCCGUAAUAGGAAAUUGUCGCGGGAGAAUCUACUAACAUCACAAGGACUCCCUGCCUACCUACCGGCAACACCAUCCUCGGCGACGUCGACGAUGGCGCCCUCGAGCGCGACGACAACUUCAAUCCAAGUCGCCGUGCGUAUUCGGCCGACGACCACCCAAGAUGCGGCCUCCAUUCCCCCUCGUUUCCAGCGCGCUGUCGUUCACCCCAUCUCUGAAACGACAGUCGCAGUAGACCCGGUCUCCGCCCAACCCGCGUCCGCAGGCGGCAAUAGUGGAUCCUCGAGCUCUUCGACCGCUACCACGAAGAAGCAGACCUUCACUUUCGAUCAAGUUCAUCCCCCGGACACGACCCAACAUGAGAUGUUCACUUCGACAGCGGAACCUCUCAUCAAUCAUUUCUUGGAGGGCUUCAAUUGUACUAUACUUGCAUAUGGGCAGACUAGCAGUGGCAAGACGUUUACUAUGACAGGUGUGGAUCUGGAUGCCGACCCCUCGGACCCAAAUAAUGGCAUGGGCAUCAUUCCACGAGCUGUCUCCACCAUAUUCAAGAAGGCUAGAGCGCUAAAGGAGGAGCGCGGUAAUUCGUGGAAUUAUACUAUCAAAGGGUCGUUCAUCGAAAUCUACAACGAAGACCUGUUGGACCUCCUAGCUACUGACGAUGGCAGUGGCGCUCGCCGCGAAGUCCAGAUCCGAGAGGACAAAGGUCAUAUUAUUUGGACAGGAUUGAGAGAGGUUGCUGUAAAGAAUGCGCCUGAAGUUAUGAACUUGAUUCGUCAAGGUGCCUCCAUCAGGCGUACUAACGAAACCGACAUGAAUGCUCAAUCUUCGCGGUCGCAUGCCAUCUUCUCCCUGACCCUCACGCAGAAGAAAUACACUGGGUCUGGUCCUCCACCCCGCUCAUCCUCCCCUCUCCCUGGCACCGGGCGCUCGCCUUCUCGUCUUGCUCGGCCAGGCUCGAUGUAUGCGCCAUCCAAUGGCAGAGUCUCCUCACCGACUUUUGGUCGACCGGGUACACCUAGCUUUCAGUCCGCAAUGGAUCGCGGUGGUUUGAGACCGCCGAGUUCUCUCGGCUCACACGCUGAUGAUGGCGGUGAAUGGAUUACAAUCACGUCGAAAUUCCACUUUGUGGAUCUUGCGGGGUCAGAGCGACUUAAGCGGACUGCAGCCGCGGGCGAGCGUGUCAAGGAAGGUAUCUCCAUCAACAGUGGUCUGCUGGCUCUAGGCAACGUUAUAUCCGCGCUCGGCGAUCCUGCAAGGGCCAAGUCGCACACAGCAAGCCAUGUACCUUAUCGUGAUUCGAAACUUACUAGGCUCCUUCAAGACUCAUUGGGCGGCAAUGCGCACACACUCAUGAUUGCUUGUGUUAGCCCAGCUGAGUGGAACGCGGGUGAAACUAUCAAUACGCUCAAGUACGCCAACCGAGCUAGGAACAUCAAGAACCGGGUAGCCAUCAACGAGAAGGAGGAAGGAUGGGACGACGUAGAAUGGCUCCAGACGACUGUCACCAGACUCCGAAAGGAAUUGAAGGCGAUCAAGGAGAGUGGCGGCAAGAGCGCUGGUGCUCUUUCCGACGACUCUGUGGCCGAGCCUGUUGAAGGCGCCUCAAAGAAAGUGCUCGAGCAGAUGGUACAGCUGCAGAGCAACUACGAGGAUCUGCGGGAGAAGUUCACGGACCGAACUGAGGAGUUGACCAGGCUGCGCCGAGAGCUCGCUGAGAAGCAGCGGCAGUCGACCUCGGGUGCUAUGAACGCAACUGCAAGGUAUGAAGAGAUCGUAGGUCCUGUCAUCGAGGAGUACGAGAAGACCAUCAGCGCUAUGGAGGCCGAACUCAGCCUGAACAGAGCUGCGCUCAGACAUACGAAUGAUUUGUAUGAGGAAAAGGAGGCUGAGCUAGCCGAGGUGACCGAGAAGAACUCCCGGACUGAACUCUACGUUGAGGAGUUGAAGCUGCGAGUCGCAAAGCUGACAGAGCGCGAAGCAUCCACCGAGGCUUAUGUCCGGGAUUUGGAGGAUAAGAUCAAGCAAUACGAUGAAACCACUGUUAGUUCGAGCGAGUCUAUGACGGACCUCAAGAAGGAGAUAACAAGAUAUAAGGAUGCCGAGUCUCACGCGUCCCAAUAUAUCGCCGAUCUCGAAGCUCGCCUUGCUAAAUCCGACGAGUCCAUCCAGGAACUCCGGCGUACAGUCGAUAAACUUGAGACGGAAUGCGAGCGCCGUAGAAAGGAGGUGGAAGUUCUGCAAUCUCGUCUGGACGGCCUGCAGAACGAUGGGCAGGCAUGGAAGGUUGACCUUGAGGAACGAGAGAAGCGAGUGAAGGAGCUGGAGGUGAAGAUGCAGGAAUGGGAGGCUAAGAAGAAAGAGGCCGGCGAAGAGAGAGCUCGUCUCGGCAACAUGGUGGAUGAGGUCGCUCGUGCUCGCAAGAGCUUGCAGUUGGACGGCGCCGCGGGCGCUGCCGCUGUAACCACUAACGGCGUCAACCACGACGAAGAGGGAUCCGUGGAGGACGAACUUGCAGCACUCCAGAAGACGCACGCGCAGACAUUGGAGGAUCUUUCCUCGGUCACGGCCAAAUAUCGGGAUGCGCUGCGCGAGAUCUCUGAUUUGGCCGCCCAGAUUCAGGAAGCGAAGCUUAGCAACGCAGCCACCUCUGAUCUGCCCGAGAGGAGCACGGAUAUCCCACCAUUCCGGCGACGGGUGAUAGGCUCCAGAUCCAGAGAAGGAAGCGAAGGUCAGUAUAGUCCCGCUACCGGCAAACGUUUUUUAUUCCGCCACGCGGCCUCGUCGGAGUCGCUUCACUCGAGGUCGCUCUCACAAUCCUUGUCACAGUCGCAGUCGCUCUCGCAGGAGCUUUCCUUGGCCCGAUCUCGCAAAGCUUCGAUCUCAAGUCACGGCAGUAGUAACUCCCAGUCGUCCACUCAUUCCCGACCUAACCUUUCUCUCUCUCUUCCUAUUAACGGUGUACCUGAUCCGAAUGGUGGGGAGAGGAGCGUUUCGAGCCUAGAGAAAGAGAUCAUGAGGUUGCAGGAAGUCCUGAAGGAACGGGAGGCGGAGAUAGCUGCACUGGAGGGAACACUGCAAAUAAAGGAUCGUAAAGUGUCGCAAGAUGACAUCGUCCCUGAAGCUCAAACGAAUGGCAAUCCUGACCUCUCGCCGAAGACCAUGCACAAUUUCAAUGCCAUCCGACGAAGCUUCCAAAACGGGCACGCGGAGCACGAGAGGUCUGAUUCAAUGUCAGCCUCCGACGCUGACGAGUCACUCGAGAGAUUGAACGAGCUCAUGCGGUCCAUGGCGCAAAAAGAGUCUCAGCAUCGCGAAACGGUCGAGAAACUCAAUUCAGAAUUGAUUCAGGUCCGCCGGCAAUGCGAUGAGCUGACCACCCUGUCUCGUGAUCAGGCACAUAACAUGUCUACCGAAUUGGCUGCGCUGAACGAAAAACACGAUCAAAAUAUGUUGCUUCUUGAGCACGCGCACCAACGUGAAGCCGAACUCGAGCAGGAACUGAAGCAAGCUGAAAGUGACCAUCAAACUGCGGUGGAGCAGUUGCGAUCCGAGCACGAACAGGCCUUACAAGCCAAACAGGCCGAACUCGACGCUAUCCUUUCGCGUCUCCAAGGAGAGCACGAAGCUUCUCUUGAGGCCCUUCGACAGCAGUUAGCGCAGGUAUCUGCUUCGCUUGAGAAGGCCAGGGAUGAACACACUCAGGCCUUUGGGAACUUACGUGCCGAACACGAGGAAGAACUGGCGAGACGAAUCGAAGAAGCCAAUCAGAUCCUUCUACGUGCCCAACAGGAUCACGAGUCUGCCCUGGCCAAGGUCGCCGCUGCACAAGAGGAGGCGCUCAAGAAGAAGGACGAGGAAAUCGCCGCUACCUUGGCUCGUACCGAGGAGGAAUACUAUAAUGCCUUAACGAAGCUGCGUGCCGACCAUGCGCAGGCCUUAGAGAAGCAGGCGUCAGAGUCAUCGACGGCAUUGGAGCGGUUACGAGACGAGCACGCCUCUGAGCUCAGGCAGUUGGAGAUCAAGUACCGUGGCAGUAUCUCUGAAUCGCAGUCGUCCUUGGAUACUGCCAUGGCCGACCUCAAGCAGGAGCUGACAGACCUCAGCAACAAGAAGGAAGCGGCAUUCGGCGAGCAGCUGGUCAAACUUCAAGAGGAGCAAGCUGCUGCGUUGCGGGCAAAGGAGGAUGAACACAAUGCUGCCCUGCAGAAGUUGCGAUCAGAGCACUCAGCUGCCCUGGAGGACAUGGUCCGUCGUCUCGAGAGUGAAACUGGGAUUCUACAGAAACAGCUCGAGGACAGCCAGCACGAGUCUCAAGCUUUCGUGGCCCAGGCCCGCGAGGAACUCGAGACUGCGUUGGCAAACCUCAAGGAACAACAGACUACAGUCUUGCGGGACGUUGAGCAGCGACACGAGGCCGAGAUAGCUGAGAUAAAGGCUGCCCAUGAAGCUGCUCUUGCGGAUGCCAAGCUGUCAGCGGAGGAAGAACGCUCGGCCUUGUUGGCUGCCCAUGCUCAGGAAAUGGCCAAGAUCAACUCCGAGCAUCAGGCUGCCAUCGCCGAACUCCAAGCUAAUCUGGUAGCUGCACAGGAUCGGCAUGAACAGGCUCUGGAAGAUGCUCGAUCGCAGAGCGCCCGUCUUCUUGAUGAGGAAAAGACUAAACUCCAAGAUAUGCUUCGUGCAGCAGAAGAGAAGCACGCUCAGGAACGUGAGACUUCGCGAAAGGAUCAUGAGUUGCUAUUGGAGGAGCUCGCAUCCUACAAGGCGGCGAGCGAUGAGUACAAUUUGGCUCGCGAAGAUGCGCGGAGGAUGCACGAAGAUGUUGUGAGCAAGAAGGACAAGGAGAUCAGCCGUAUGAACGGUCUUCUUUCCGAGAGUCACAACGAGCAGGAGCGGCUCAAGUCUGAACUCGAGAAGCUCAAGAGUGAUCUCCAGGCCAGUCGCAGCCAACAGUCGAAGCUCGAGAAGGAGGCAUCGAAACGAAAGUCUCUGGCCGAGGAGCUGGAGAGGCAUCGAUCAGAGUUAGCAGAAACUCAAGAGACCCUGCAGCGUACUCGUGACGAACGAGACCAACUGUUGGCGGAGAAAACCCGGCAGGACUCUGUUGUCAAAGAUCUGCAGGCCCAAUUGGCUCAGAAUGCUCCUGCUCCCGAAACACUUGCCCGCCCUACCAUCCCCGAACGGUCGUUGUCUUACGCUCGUGCCAAUGGUCUUCCUCCACCUAAACUUCCUCCCUCGACGCCGCCUCCCUCUGUCCCUCCCCCCCCUCCUCCAGUUGGAAAGUCUGUAUCCAACGCAAGUGACUCGGGCUUAGCUGUAUCCUCCCAGUCCAGCGCGAUCACUACUGCUUCCUCCCGAGAGUCUGCUCCUGAGUCGCCGAAUACCUCCGUGGCGCAUUCCAGUCUUGAUGUCAACCUUGUUGCCAAAAUUGAGGAACAGUCGAAGCAGAUUGAAGAGCAGGAAGCCAUGAUCAAGACGCUGAACAAGCAGCUCUCGCACUGCGAGAGCGACCUGCAAGCUCACAUGGACUUGGUCAGCCGUCUUGAGACAUCCCUGGGCGACUCGGAGAAGAAUCUCCGUAAAGCGCGCAUGCAUGCAACGGAGCUUGCACGGGAGCGAGACACUCUGAACACCCGGAUCGAUGGCCUUCAGAGGGAACUGUCUGAGACAAAGCGGGAGGUUGUCAACGUGCGACGCUCGAUCGUUGAAGAGAAGCAGUCUCUCGAAAGCCGAUUGGACGAAGAGCGCAGGGCCAAGGAACGGGCCCGCGCACAACUCGACAGUCGGAUGGAGGAGCUUCAGAAACGGAAGUCGAAGUUCGCCUGCUUAUAAUCCUACGCCCGCCUCAGGUCGCCGCCCAGCGUUCCGGAUCUCCUUCCCUCCUCUCCGCAUUGCCACACACCGCGGUCUUGCUUACGUUUAUUGUUCCUGUUUCAUAUUUACAUGCCCGCCUGUCGUCGGCCCAGUCUCUCGUUCAGCCUGUCUUGUUGGAAGUAUAGCGGUUACAUUAUUUGGAUACCCACUCUCAUUUACCCCUAUGAUUGCCUUAUCUCUAGUUCCCCCAUGUUUUACUACGUACUACGGCCUCCAUGCUACAUAAUAGACGGAAUACAUCGCAGACAGCUGCAACAGUUACG